CCGAGGAGUGGAGGCUGGGCGGCUCCGACUCCCUGACGCCAGCGCGACCAGAUCAAUCCAGGCUCCGGGAGCGAGCGAGCGGGCGAGCGAGCGAGCGGGCGGGCGGGAGGAGGAAGGAGAGGCCGAGCGGCUCAGCCCGGGCCGAGGCGCGGGGAGGGACCCUGCGAGCGCAGCGCGGCGCAGCGCCCCGCCGGCGGGACCGGGGCCGUGGGAGCCCGCUCGCCCGGUCACUCGUGCGCCCGCGCGGACGGGCGCGCCGCCAACCCGUGCGUCUCCCAAGUGUCGUCUCAUUCCUUUCCCUUUACCGGAUUCGAUUGCCUCACUGCAUGUGUAUUUGAAGGGAGGAAGAACAAAUGCCUGCCGGAUCUUACAACUACAGUAGCUGCGGCUUUUGUUUAUUUUGAGGCGCAUACGAUUUUUCGAUCUACUGUGCAAGAUAGCCAGUGAGACGCUUCCCUGCUGGAAACUGAGGCGCAUCUCAGCACCAUCUCCUUGAGAAAGCAUCGUUUUCGUAUUUCUCUUAUAAUUGGGAUAGCCUUUAAAAUCAAGGGAUUGAGAAAGAAAGCUGAUGCAGUUGGUGGAGCUCUUGCUUCCUGUCCUUCAGCAGUUUUUGAGUGUGUCUGUACUUCAUAAGGUGCUGACUUUGGAUUACUUUUAAAACACUAGGAAUGGUAAUUUCUCCUUUUCGGGAUCUCAAAACCAAGAAGCUAAAGAGAAUCCUAUGUAAAUAAAGUGAAAUCUCUUCUGUUGUCCUUUUGCAUUUGGAGACUUCUUUAUUUCACCACACACAAGGAGUCUAUAACUAGUGCAUUCAUUAUGAAUGUGACAAGUUUAUUUUCCUUCACAAGUCCAGCUGUGAAGAGACUCCUUGGGUGGAAACAGGGUGAUGAAGAAGAAAAAUGGGCAGAGAAAGCUGUUGAUGCUUUGGUGAAAAAACUGAAGAAAAAGAAAGGUGCCAUGGAGGAACUGGAAAAGGCCUUGAGCUGCCCGGGGCAGCCAAGUAACUGUGUCACCAUUCCCCGCUCUCUGGAUGGCAGGCUGCAAGUUUCCCACCGGAAGGGACUGCCUCAUGUCAUUUACUGCCGUGUGUGGCGCUGGCCUGAUCUUCAGAGCCACCAUGAACUAAAACCACUGGAAUGCUGUGAGUUUCCUUUUGGUUCCAAGCAGAAGGAGGUGUGCAUCAAUCCCUACCACUAUAAGCGUGUAGAAAGCCCUGUUCUUCCUCCAGUGCUGGUUCCAAGACACAGCGAAUAUAAUCCUCAGCACAGCCUGUUAGCUCAGUUCCGUAACUUAGGACAAAAUGAGCCUCACAUGCCCCUCAACGCCACCUUCCCGGAUUCUUUCCAGCAACCCAACAGCCAUCCGUUCCCUCACUCCCCCAGUAGCAGCUACCCCAACUCUCCUGGAAGCAGCAGUGGUACCUACCCGCACUCUCCCACCAGCUCAGACCCAGGAAGCCCUUUCCAGAUGCCAGCUGAUACGCCCCCGCCUGCUUACCUGCCUCCCGAAGACCCCAUGACCCAGGAUGGCUCUCAGCCAAUGGACACAAAUAUGAUGGCACCCUCCCUGCCCUCAGAAAUCAACAGAGGAGAUGUUCAGGCGGUUGCUUAUGAGGAACCAAAACACUGGUGCUCUAUUGUCUACUAUGAGCUCAAUAAUCGUGUGGGUGAAGCGUUCCACGCCUCCUCCACAAGUGUGUUGGUGGAUGGUUUCACCGAUCCUUCCAACAAUAAGAACCGUUUCUGCCUUGGGCUGCUCUCCAACGUUAACCGGAAUUCCACUAUUGAAAACACCAGGCGGCACAUUGGAAAAGGAGUGCAUCUUUACUAUGUUGGAGGGGAAGUGUAUGCCGAAUGCCUCAGCGACAGCAGCAUCUUUGUGCAAAGUCGGAACUGCAACUACCAUCAUGGAUUUCACCCCACUACUGUUUGCAAGAUCCCUAGUGGGUGUAGUUUGAAAAUUUUUAAUAACCAAGAAUUCGCUCAGUUAUUGGCACAGUCUGUGAACCAUGGCUUCGAGACAGUCUAUGAGCUCACUAAAAUGUGCACCAUCCGCAUGAGCUUUGUAAAGGGUUGGGGAGCAGAAUACCACCGCCAGGAUGUUACUAGCACCCCCUGCUGGAUUGAGAUCCACCUGCAUGGCCCGCUCCAGUGGCUGGAUAAAGUUCUUACUCAGAUGGGUUCACCUCACAAUCCUAUUUCAUCUGUGUCUUAAAUGGCCUCAGGCUUCUGCCUCUUGAAAACUCUUGAGCCUUGCAUGUACUUGAAGGAUGGAUGAGUCAGACACGAUCGAGAACUGACCAAGGAGCCUUGAUAAUACUUGACCUCUGUGACCAACCGUUGGAUUCAGAAAUAAAAAAACCUUGGUAACAUACUGUCGAUAUCAAGAACCUGUUCAGUUUACAUUGUAACAUUUUAUGGUAAAAUCAACUAAAAUGCAUACCUUUAGCAGGACUUCGUGUAUAGUUAAAGGAGAGAUGGCCAAGCCAGGGACAAAUUAUCUAUUGGAGAAACGAUCCUAAGAGAUUCUUUUGUGUUUGGCACUUUAAGGUCAUCGUUUGGCAAAAGUUUAGCAUUAAUAGUCUCUCUGAAGUGUGUUUUUAUCAGGUUUAGAACCCAUGUUGAGUCUUCUUUUCAUGGGUUUUCAUAAUAUUUUAAAACUAUUUGUUUAGUAACGGUUUUUGUUUUUUAAGUAAAGUUUAAUCUUGAUGAUAUACAUAGUAAUCUUUCUAAAAUUGUAUGCUGACCAUACUGCUGUCAGAAUAAUGUUAGGCAUAUGCUCUUUGCUAAAUAUAUAUGUACAGACUAUUUGGAAGUUAAGAAUUGAUUAGACUAGUGGAUUUAGGAGCAUUUGAGGGGGGUGGGGGAGAGGGAAAUGACAACUGCAAAUGUAGAAUAUACUGUAAAGAGUCAGUUUGUUGCUUUCAAGAAACAAACUGAUGUCUGAAUUUUGCUGUGUUUCCAUUUUUUAGAGAUUUUAUCCUACUUCUUCUUCUUUUUUUUUUUUUCUUUCUCGUGUCUUCUAUCCCUUCCUCUCCAAAAGCAGUUAUGCAGCUGGUUUAAUUCAUGUAACUGUGAGAGCAAAUGAGUAAUUCCUGCUACUCUGAAAUCGACUGCCUGUAUGUUUCAAUACCAAUUGUAUGGAGUGCUUGAAUGUAACUAAGCAGUUUUUAUGGAGUUUACAGAAAUAGGCUUUAAUUUUCAAGUGAAUUGUUUGCCAAACCUAGUAACUGUUAAAUAUUUGGAGGAUUUAAAGAACAUCCCUGUUUAAAUCCAUUUCACACUUUUUAAAUUUUUUUGUACUAUGUUUGGUUUUAUUUUUCUUCUGCUAAUCUUUUAUAUUCACUUAACGCUCUCGUACAUUGAGUACUUUUAUUCCGAAACUAGUGGGUUUUCUCUACUGGAAAUUUUAAAUAAACCUGUCAUUAUUGCUUACUUUGAUUAAAA
This is a messenger RNA of Mirounga angustirostris (Northern elephant seal), 3446 nucleotides long. RefSeq names its product SMAD family member 1 (gene SMAD1). Gene Ontology annotation, biological process: anatomical structure morphogenesis; regulation of transcription by RNA polymerase II; BMP signaling pathway. Gene Ontology annotation, cellular component: heteromeric SMAD protein complex. The transcript has 10 exons. The coding region runs from base 817 to 2214 and encodes 465 amino acids. Gene Ontology annotation, molecular function: I-SMAD binding; RNA polymerase II cis-regulatory region sequence-specific DNA binding; DNA-binding transcription factor activity, RNA polymerase II-specific. Lineage: Eukaryota; Metazoa; Chordata; Mammalia; Carnivora; Phocidae. The record is from RefSeq and is a predicted model, not a curated record.